UUUCUCCUUCAAACUUCCAUUCUUUUCAUUUUCUUCUUCCAGAACAACAUACUUUAUCACCUCUUUCUUUCAAAUUUUUCCAAGAAUAAUACAAGAAAAAUCACCAAGUUUCAAGUUUUUUUCUUUUGAAGAAAUGAGGAAUCCUAGUUCACUCAAGCAAGAAUUUCUCAAGAAGUGGAUAAAGGGUCUUCAAAUAUGUAAUUCUACAAAAAAAAAAAUGAGUAUAAUGGAGAGAAAAAAAAUUAUAAAAUUAUCAGCAGAUAUAGCAAUGGCUUCAACAAGAAAAUCAACAACUUAUUGGAGUCAUGCACUUAUGGUAAAUGCUUCAAAAGAUGAUACAAAUAAAAUCAUCAUAGAAAAUAUUCUUGAAAAUGAUGAUGAUAAUAAUUCUAAGGGAAUUAGAAUUAUUAAUUUCAAGAAAGCUUCAAAGGGAAUUAUUAGAAGCAAAAAAAUUGUGAAAAAAAGUUGGAAAAUUUCAAGAAGAGGUAGAAAAAUUAUUUCACCAAAUAUUAUAGCAAAAAAAAUGGUGAAAAAAAGAACAAAAGUUCUUAAAAGUCUUGUUCCUGGUGGAGAAUAUAUGGAUAAUGCUUUAUUAAUUAAAGAAACCCUAGAUUAUAUUAUUUCAUUAAGAGUUCAAGUUGAUGUUAUGAGGCAUCUUGCUAAUAAUGCUAGUUAUGAGAUUAAUAAUCCUAAAAAAAGUUUGUAGUUUUAUUUUAUUUUUUUUGAAAAAAAAAAAUUAUAUGAUGAAGUCAUGAUAAAUUCCUUCUUUUAUUUAUUUCUUUGUUUUUACUCUUGUGGAGUUUUUUUUUUAUUAUUAUUAUUAUAGUACAAAGAAGAUGUAACAAUGUACAUUAUAUUUGAGCACUAUUAUAAUGAAGUUAAAUUUACAUAUUAAUGUUA
This is a messenger RNA of Capsicum annuum, 900 nucleotides long. RefSeq names its product transcription factor IBH1-like 1. Gene Ontology annotation, biological process: regulation of DNA-templated transcription. NCBI's taxonomy places the organism in Eukaryota, Viridiplantae, Streptophyta, Magnoliopsida, Solanales, Solanaceae. The coding region runs from base 134 to 706 and encodes 190 amino acids. The transcript is spliced from 2 exons. The record is from RefSeq and is a predicted model, not a curated record.